Molecule: messenger RNA, 2721 nt
Organism: Notothenia coriiceps (black rockcod)
Lineage: Eukaryota; Metazoa; Chordata; Actinopteri; Perciformes; Nototheniidae
Product: zinc finger protein aebp2-like
Exons: 9
Coding region: 69-1544 (491 amino acids)
Biological process (GO): regulation of transcription by RNA polymerase II
Cellular component (GO): ESC/E(Z) complex
Source: RefSeq, a predicted model, not a curated record
GGAGCGUUUCUGGGCGCCACGGGUGAAUUUUAAUACUGAAAGUGUCACACGGCACGUACGCCGCCGAAAUGUCUGCUGCGGCCCCAGAAGAAACACCCGAGCUGAGUGUUGAGAGCGAUGCACCGCCCGGGGAGACACAAGGCAACGGCGAGGAGACAGAAAAUGGCCUUACCGAGCCGGAUAAAGAGGAUCCGCGCAGUAGCGUAGAACCGAAAAUGGAAGGGGUGGAGGCGGAGGCCAGGGAAGAGAAGCCCGCUGCAGAGAGACAGGAGGCAGGCGAAGAGAAGCUCGCUGCAGAGAGACAGGAGGCCGAGGCCGAGACCGAGGCCGAGGCGGUGACAGCCUACAGUGUUGAGGUGAACCAGGGGGAGACAGCAGUAGAAGAACCGGAGCUAAAGCCAGAGGAAAAACCAGAGGAAAAACCAGAGGAAAAUCCAGAGGAAAAGCCAGAGGUAAAGCCAGAGGUAAAGCAAAGCGCGGAGGAUGGUAACAACAUACCUGCUGCCAACGAUAACGCAAUAAAAGACGCAAAGGAGCAACCGGGACAGGUAAACUGCGAAAAGAGCAAAGCAGCUUGUGAAGACGGGGAGAAGCCCGGCGGCGGGGGCGGGGAGCUGGACGACAAGAGGCGGCCGAGUGUGGAGAUCUCAUCCUCGGAUGGAGAACCGCUGAGCCGCAUAGACUCGGAGGACAGUAUCAGCAGCACCCUGAUGGAGAUGGAGAGCACGGUGUCCAGUGGGCGCUCCACACCUGCCAUGAUGAACGGACAGAGCAGUGCCAGCUCCUCGGGGGUGAAGACAGUGGGGUACCCCUGCUGCUGGGACCUCUGUUCUCAGUGCUUCAACUCAAGUCCUGACCUGGCAGAACACAUCAGGGCCAUUCAUGUCGACGGGCAGCGAGGAGGGGUGUUUGUGUGUCUAUGGAAGGGUUGUAAGGUGUACAACACACCAUCCACCAGUCAGAGUUGGCUCCAUAGACACAUGUUGACUCACAGUGGGGAUAAGCCUUUCAAGUGUGUAGUCGGUGGCUGCAACGCCAGCUUUGCCUCCCAGGGGGGGCUAGCUCGUCACGUCCCGAGCCACUUCAGCCAGCAGAGCUCCUCCAAGAUGUCCAGCCAGGCCAAACUCAAGGAGGAGUCCCCCUCCAAGGCUGGGCUCAACAAGAGGAAGAAACUCAAGAACAAACGCAGGUGCUCCCUACCGAGGCCGCAUGACUUCUUCGAUGCCCAAACCAUGGACGCUAUCCGCCACAGGGCCAUCUGUCUGAACCUCGCCACCCACAUCGAGAGUGUGGGCAACGGCCACAGUGUGGUCUUCCACAGCACGGUACUAGCCAGAAGGAAAGAGGGAUCUGGCAAGGUGAAGGUCCUCCUGCAUUGGACACCUGAGGACAUAUUACCUGACGUGUGGGUGAAUGAAACGGAGCGGUCGCAGCUGAAGACUAAAGUGGUGCACUUAUCCCAGUUACCGCAGGAUGCUGCCAUGCUGCUAGACCAAAACAUCUAUAGAGGACUUCCUCAAAAGCGACUGAAACGCAGCCUUUAGAGAGUCAUCUGUGGACUCCAUGCUUAAGGGGAAACGCUUGUUCAUAGGAGGUUUGUCUAUAUGGGAUGGGACGCUCUUCAUCUGUGUCUACUCAACGGGGGGAUUGAAGUGGCGAUAAAAGGAAAUGAAACUUGGCCGUGCUGCAUUUUUCUCUCUCUUCACUUUAGUAUAUCUGAAGUGUUGUUCAAGCGUGGUGGAAAACGGGACUUUUACAGUUUUGUUUUUUACUCUUUUUCAUAAAAAACGUAAAAGAAUGUCUUUUUUUUUUUAACAAUAACACCAAACUGAAAAUGUUCUUAAUACCCAAAACUGUACAAACUGUUGUGUGUAACUUUGUCUGAAAAGACAGCAUAUUUUAGAACUGUUUUUGUGUAAAAUAUUUAUGCAGAUUUAUAACUUAUUUUUAUAUCAUGAAUAUGCUGGUGUUCUGUGGAUUUUUGUGAAGGUUUUGCUGAAACCAUAUUUACUGUGAUAAUAUAUGCUAACUGUCACUUGUAGCUGUAUUAUAGCACUUUCUACUUUAGAUAACAUUGUAUAUGACAGAAGUCUUAACUGAUUAUCCUAUUUAUUCUUACUGAAUGCAGUACUUUUACCUGUGUGUAUGACAGCAAAGAGUGAUGUUGUGUUAGUCAUGUCAGACAUGACUCUUAAUCUCACCCAGUCUGCAGAGAGAGCAUAGAAAUGACUCGGCACUCAAAGGGUAAAUCUACGGAGCCCCCUAAGGGACAUGGAGAAGAAAACAAAAUUAUUGGAAUUUUUUUUUUUUGACAUCUCGCAAAACCCCGUUGCAGUUUGUAGACGGUCCCUAAGCAAUCCUCCAGCUGCAGAUUGUGACCAAUUCUUGAAGUUUAGCUCGGAUGACGGCGCGAGCUGUUCUGAUAAAAACGACUCUGUAGCUCGUUAUCUACCUUGCUAUGAUUGUAAAGUCAUGUUGUUUGUAUUUUUACAACGUUAUGUUCAGUUAUUGAUCCGCGAAUUUCGAAUCUGUCAAUAAAAUCUCCAUGUCCCCUAAGGGGCUCCGUAUAAAUCACCUCUGCUUCCCAAGAUAACAUGUACAUAAUUCAUAUCAUAUUUAAGCACUUAAAGGUUAUUGUUAAAAUAAAUGUGUUUUCUUUAAUAUAUGUUGUCCCUGUUUGGAAUGGAUAUUCUCUGUUUGUAAUAAAAUGAGGGCAAAUGA